AUGGCCGCUAGCCAGAAAGCAGCAACGGGGGGGUCGUCGAAGGCGGAAGGAAAGGAAGCAGAAGUCAAAACGGAAGCCAAACAGGGAGGAAAAGCGGAAGAGAAGCUUCCAAAAGGAAAAGCUGGAGGCAAGGUGAAAGAAAAGGGACCCAAAGAACGACUCGCACAGUCGAAAGCCAAAGGGAAGAAGCCGGGACCGAAGUCGGAAGCGCAGAAACCAGGAACACCGGCAGAAAUGAAAAAGCCGAAAAGGAAAGAUAAGGUGGAGAUCAAUUUUCCGCCAAGGGACAAGAUGUUCUACAUCUGA
This is a messenger RNA of Letharia columbiana, 306 nucleotides long. RefSeq lists its product as uncharacterized. The record is from RefSeq and is a predicted model, not a curated record. The transcript has a single exon. NCBI's taxonomy places the organism in Eukaryota, Fungi, Ascomycota, Lecanoromycetes, Lecanorales, Parmeliaceae. Bases 1 to 306 code for a protein of 101 amino acids.